Stylonychia lemnae is the source of this 741-nucleotide messenger RNA. The record is from the annotation of a GenBank genome assembly. Lineage: Eukaryota; Ciliophora; Spirotrichea; Sporadotrichida; Oxytrichidae.
AUGUAAAGAUCUUAAUCUACUUAAAAAGGCUACUCAAAUGAUUUACUCUAAACAAUUCAAGAAAAAAUAAAAGAGUUUAACCUUUCCUCUUAGCCAACAAUAGAUUAAUCUUAAAAUAGAUUCGGAGAAACAACUUUUAGUUAAAGCUCAUUAAGUCGCAAAAACUCUACUGUCAGCGAACUUAGGAGGAGGUUACUAGAGAAGAGAUCUCAAAAUAAAAGCAUUAAAGGCGAUUCCUCAAAUACCCCCAUGAUAAAUAGAUAUGAAGCUGGAAAUAAUAUGGUUAUUUUUAACCAUUAAUAUGAUAGCAGCAGAAAUAUUGAUGAAUAAAAAAGCUUGAUUUAUAAAAAUGCUUACUCUAAUUUACACAAAAAGGGAAAUAAAUCGAUGUAGUAGACUCAUAAUGAUUAGGAAAAUUAGAACAUAAAAUCAAAGUUAGCUUAUGAAUGGAAAAAUAUUUAUAGAAACUUAAGCCAAGAGGAUAGAAAUGCAACAGGUGAUGGAAAAAUUUCGAUUAAAUCCUUUUAAAAAGCUCUAAAUCAAAAUAAAGUCAGUCUAUCUAAAUAUGAGAUAUCUAAGCUAGUCAAAUAGUUUGGAGUCUCUGAAAGCCAAUCAACUACCAAUAAAAAGUUAUAAGAUAAUCAAAUCAUUAAUUAUACCAACAUUUCCAAACAAAUGGGCCUUCAUAAUAAUACACUUGAGUUAAUUAGACCUACAACCACUCAAUCAUCAUUCAAAUGA